GCAGGGCCUCUGCUCGUCCUCCACUCUGCUUCACUUCACCUCUCUUCUGCCUUCCCUCCCAAUGGGGCGCCGCCGCCAUGUCGUCGUCGUCCUCCUCCUCCUGCUCCUCUUGCAGCUGGUUCCCCGGAUCCUCGCCUCCACCGCCGCCACCCACGGCAAUGCAGAGGCCGCCAUUACCAAGGAGGAAGGGGGCAGCGUGGGGGCCAUGAUGCAGCAGACGCUGGGUUCCCGGCCGCCGAGCUGCGAGGGGCAGUGCCAGUGGGCGUGCGGCGGCCGCCGGUGCGAGGCCGUGCAGGUGCCCGUCGCUCCGCGCGACCUGGGGCAGCAGCUGAAGAAUAGGAAGAAGGAGAAGCGGGCAUCGCCGGCGGCAGGGCGAGGAGGGGGCGCGCUGCUGCCGUCCUCGUACGACGAGCACUCCAACUACAAGCCGCUCGGCUGGAGAUGCAAGUGCCUCCACUCCUAGGCCUGGCUAGCUUAAUAUCAAUCACGCCAUGGAUUCUAAGCUACCUUCUACGUAGUGUCAGUAUAUAUGAAUCUGAAGCUUCGUUCGUUGUAGUAUUGUACGUACAUGGGAUCUGCAAACCUUGCUUCUGUGCUCUGCU
Messenger RNA from Triticum dicoccoides, 602 nucleotides. RefSeq names its product EPIDERMAL PATTERNING FACTOR-like protein 1. Gene Ontology annotation, biological process: guard cell differentiation; stomatal complex development. The record is from RefSeq and is a predicted model, not a curated record. Lineage: Eukaryota; Viridiplantae; Streptophyta; Magnoliopsida; Poales; Poaceae. The coding region runs from base 62 to 463 and encodes 133 amino acids. The transcript is spliced from 2 exons.